Andrographis paniculata is the source of this 2631-nucleotide messenger RNA. RefSeq names its product lecithin-cholesterol acyltransferase-like 4. Gene Ontology annotation, biological process: lipid metabolic process. Gene Ontology annotation, molecular function: glycerophospholipase activity. Lineage: Eukaryota; Viridiplantae; Streptophyta; Magnoliopsida; Lamiales; Acanthaceae. The record is from RefSeq and is a predicted model, not a curated record.
AUUCAUACCAUUGUCCAGAGGUGUCAUGUCAGUAUCAUCAAUCAUAUUGAUCAUUCAUGGAUAUGGGUGGAUAGAUGGGGCAACUUGUCGUUGCCAGUCCAGUCAGUCUGUCAGUACGGCAGAGCAGAGCACAGAACAGAACGUAACUCCAGAUCCAGAUCCAAUGCAAUGAAAUGAAAUGAUUCGCCUCGCUGGCCUGCUAUGGUAUGUACAUUGUUGUCUUAUUGUGGCCCAAAUCCGGUGAGAAACCUGUUGGGCCUAGCUAGCUGCACUGCGAUUAAUUAAUUAGGCGUGUCGCGACUAUCUUCCCCCUUAGACAGAAAAGCGUGCAUACUUUUGCACUGCACCUUCGGUUAAAUUCGAGACAAGACGCACGCCACACAACAACACAAGGAAAGGAAAGGAAUAGAAAAAGAAAAGGAAAGAAAGCAAGGGUAGAAACGUAAUUCCACCACCACGGCACUGCCACUCCAGUCCUCCUUCCUAAAAUCUAUAAUCUGAUUCUGAUCUGAUCUGGACUUCGCUUCCGCUUUGCUUUUGCUAUGACUGCUGCUUCCCUUCCCUUCCGCGAUCUUCUUCACUGCCACCCUUCAAAGUUUAUCCGUUCCACCAUCAAUAGGUUCUUCCUUUUUCUUUCUAUCUCCUCUAUUUAGGCGUAAUCCAAACGGAAUUGUUUCGAUUGAAAAUUAUAUGGCUAUGUUGUUGGAAGAUACUGUCAAGUCCCUGGAUCUUCUUUUGAGGCUCAUCCGAAAACAGAGUCAGGAACAGUCAUAUGUCGACCCCACUCUCGACCCAGUUCUCCUUGUGCCUGGCAUCGCCGGUUCCAUUCUCAACGCUGUCGACGACAAGACUGGGAAAAAGGAAAGAGUUUGGGUGCGGAUUCUUGGGGCCGAUCACGAGUUCCGGGACAAACUUUGGUGUCGUUUUGAUCCUGCAUCAGGCACGACAGUGUCCUUAGACACUGACACACAUAUUGAGGUUCCCCAAGACAAAUAUGGCUUACAUGCUAUUGAUGUGUUGGACCCUGACAUGGUUCUUGGUGGUGAUUGUGUGUAUUACUUUCAUGACAUGAUAGUUGAAUUGCUGAAAUGGGGCUACCAAGAGGGAAGGACACUCUUUGGGUUUGGAUAUGAUUUUCGUCAAAGCAAUCGACUUAAGGGUACAAUGGAGUGCCUGGCAUCAAAGCUUGAGGCUGUGUAUACGGCAUCUGGGGGAAGACAAUUAAACAUAAUAAGUCAUUCAAUGGGUGGUCUUCUCAUAAAAUGUUUUAUGAGCUUGCAUGCUGAUAUCUUUGAGAAGUAUGUGAAAAAUUGGAUUGCAAUAGCUGCACCAUUUCGAGGUGCACCUGGAUACAUAACAUCCACAUUAUUGAAUGGAACAUCGUUUGUUGAGGGAUGGGAAGGGAAUUUUUUCAUUUCAAAGUGGAGCAUGCACCAACUGCUUAUUGAGUGCCCUUCAAUAUAUGAAUUGAUGGCUUGCUUAGACUUUCAAUGGGAACACAUUCCACGCCUUGAAAUCUGGAGACAGAACUCUGAUAGUGAUGGAAAUUCCACAGUAAUGCUAGAGUCUUAUCCUCCAGCUAAAGCAGUACCUGUUUUCAUGGAAGCUCUUUCUGUCAAUAAGGUUACUUACAGUGGUGUUGAUAUUUCUUUACCAUUCAAUACAGAUAUUCUACAAUGGGCUAAUGAGACCCGCAAAGUGUUGAGCAAUGCUGCAGUCCCCAGUCAAAUUAAAUUCUAUAAUAUAUACGGCACAGAUUAUAGAACACCUCACAGUGUUUGUUAUGGAAGUGAAGAUGCACCUGUCUCUGAUUUGAAACAAUUGCCUAAGCUCGAGGCCAAGUACAUCUAUGUGGAUGGUGAUGGCACCGUGCCAACUGAAUCUUCUAAGGCUGAUGGGCUUCGUGCAGAAGCAAGAGUUGGAGUGCCUGGUGACCAUCGGGGAAUUCUGUGCGAUCGUCAUGUAUUCAGGAUUCUAAAGCAUUGGUUGAGGGCAGAUCAUGAUCCUUUCUACAAUCCCAUGAAUGAUUACGUGAUUCUGCCCACGGCCUUUGACCUUGGAAUAGUUGAGACAAAGGAACCGGAAGUAACUUCUCUGAGAGAAGAGUGGCAAAUUAUUGGGGACGACCAAGAUCUGAGUGGAGGAGUAGAUAUGGCAGAGGCAGAGGGAAUAGUUGCCACAGUGACUGGUACAUGGGGUGAUAAAUCUUCGCAGGAAGGAGUCGUUGCCACUGUUGGUGUUAAGCCUCAGAAUGAUGGUAAAAAACAUGUCAAGCUCAUCACUCGGCCAGUUUCUGCAAGUGCAUAGGAGGGGAUGGAUGGAUGAUCCUGAUCCUGUUCAAAUGGGCGUCUGCAAAUCAUUCAGGAAAGGAGUCAUGCUUGAUAAUGCCAACCUCUAUCCGGUAUACACAUAGCAGUGAUCUACAUAAAACAAUCAAACAUUCAACUUUCUUGUAUAUAUUAGUAUUUCUACUAUCCAUCCAACCCAAUCCAACGCUGUAAAUGCUACACCACUGUUGGAUGGAGUCAUGUAUUAAUUAAUUGUUAAUAAAAUCUACAUAUCCUCUGUACGCAGCUGCUUAUGAUGUAUGAAAAAACAGGUUGGUAUGUAUGUGGCUCUUCUUUUUCGCAA